Messenger RNA from Lactuca sativa (garden lettuce), 531 nucleotides. The record is from RefSeq and is a predicted model, not a curated record. NCBI's taxonomy places the organism in Eukaryota, Viridiplantae, Streptophyta, Magnoliopsida, Asterales, Asteraceae.
AUGAUCAACGACAGGACCACCAACAAGGUUGAAAUUGGAAAAAAGAGGAAAUUUGAGGAGUCUUCGAGGCCCAACAAAAGCAACAUGUUCUCGAAGUCUAGCAAAAAAGGAAGUAAGGAGAAAUGGUGCGGGAAAUGCAAAAAGAAAAACCCUGGGAAUUGUGGCGAGGAGGUGACAUGUUUUAAGUUUGGAAAGCAUGGGCAUUACGCCAACGAAUGUACAUUCAUCGAAAGGGUAUGUUACGAAUGUAAUGAGGCGGGGCACUUCAAGCAGGAUUGUCGAAAGAGGGAAGAAGAUACGAAGCCAAAGGUACCGCUGAAGAAUUAUGAGAGAUGCGACGAAGAGGUGACUUGCUACAUGUGUGGAAAGAAAGGCCUUUACGCCAACAAGUGCACAUCCGCCAAGAAGGUAUGCUACGGAUGUAAUGAAGAAAGGCACUUUUCUAGAGAUUUCCCAAAGAAGAAUGAACCAGCAAAGCCAAAGGCAUUCCACAUGAUCCUCGAUGAAGCAGAAAUCAAACGCGAGGAUUAA